Molecule: messenger RNA, 2577 nt
Organism: Rotaria sp. Silwood2
Lineage: Eukaryota; Metazoa; Rotifera; Eurotatoria; Philodinida; Philodinidae
Source: the annotation of a GenBank genome assembly
AUGCGUGAAACGAGAAAAAGCAAUAAUCUAUCUCAACAACAAUUGUUGAAUGAUAAAAAACUAGAUGUUCUUCGACAAGCUGUUGAACAUGAAUAUACGAAGCUCUAUCGUCAAACAUAUAAAACUGCACAAAAAGCAGCUCGUCAUAUUCUUCGGCAGGCAGUUCAACAUCCACCACCAUGUCCAAUAAUAAUUCCUAUUCCUGACUCUAUUAUAGAAUUGAAAACAACAGAUCAUGAUGAUGAUAUUCGAACUAUGUCAGUUAUUAUAUCAGAUGGUACUAAUCAAAAAUCACAAAAACAUUCAACAAUUGUAACUAUAAUGCCAUCACUGUCUUCCAUUCGAGAAUUAAUAUCUUAUGUACCAACUAUGAAAAAUAUUGCUACACGUGGUGAUCUUACUGGUAUUCCAUAUUUAGGAGAUAAAUUUGAUCACGAAGAUCAAGAAUUGAUUAAUUCAAUAUCCGGUGAAUCAUUACAGCAAAAUAAAACUAUUUUACGCAAAAACAAACUUGAUGAACAUUUAUUAGAAACACUUUAUCAAUCUCUACGAUCAAGUAAAGCUUGGAAGGCAUAUACAAAUGAUCAAAUUAUUGAUGCUAUAAUUCAUUAUCAUCGUGAUUCAACAGCACGAGCACGACUUAUUACAUUUGCUAAUCAAUGUGAACUGUUUUCAAAUGAUAAUCAUCGACAUCAUGCAAAUAUUGAUACAUGUGACAUAAUUGAUAUUGAUAUUGAGAAUCUAAUUAUUAAAUCAUGGUGUUCUCAAUUUUGUCCACGUUGUUAUGUAUAUAAUUGUUUAUUACACAAAGAAAAACCAUCACAUCUUCCAUUACCAAAACAAUUUUUCAUCUACAAUGAUAAUCAAUCAUCACCAUGUAGUUCAACAUGUUAUAAACAUGAACGAGAACAUUUAAAACGUUCUUUAUCACCAUCUUAUGCUAACGAACAACAUAAUUGUUCUCAAACACAUAUUUCAACAUCAUCUGAACCAAGUGAAAAUGUUAAAAAACGUCAACGUAAAUCAACUUCAUUGAGUCAUAUUUCAUCACCAUGUAAAUCAAUUUAUUCUCAUAAUGAAAAUCUUCGUAAUGAUGUUUGUCUUGAUCAUCAUUUUCAAUUACUUGAACAUCAAAAAAAACUUUCAUCUCAACAAUUAUUAACACGUAUAGAAAAUCAUAUGAUAAAUCAAUAUUCAAAUCCAUUAUCUCAUGAAUUAGAUCAACAACAAAAUAAUUUAGCUAAUAAUUGGACAUUAACAGAUCGUAGUUUAUUUCGUUUAUUUUAUUUUGUAUUCGAUGGUGAUUUAUGUUUAAUUAAUCAUUUAUUUAAUGAUCAUAGAACAUGUCAAGAUAUUUAUGAACAAUUUAUCUUAGAUGCAAAAUUUUUUUCUGAACAUAUAUCAUCAAAAAAUGGUUUAAUAUUUUCAAUACGACAACCAUAUAGACGAAAAAUGUUAGAAGGUGCAACACGUGCAUUUCUUUUUCAUAUAAAAAAACAUGGCUAUAAUAAUAAUAAUAAUAAUAACAAUAAUAAUAGUAAUCAAAAAUCAACAGCAUCAAAACCUGCUUAUAAACCCUGCUUACAUGAUGGACCAUGUGUACCAUCAAAUCAUAAUUGUUCUUGUAUGCAAAAUGGUACAUAUUGUGAAAAAUAUUGUAAUUGUUCAAUUGAUUGUCCACAUCGAUUUCCGGGUUGUACAUGUAAAGGUGCAUGCUUAUUAAAUAAUUGUUUAUGUUGUGCUGAAGGUCGAGAAUGUGAUCCUGACUUGUGUCAUAAAUGUGGUGCAUCUUUAUUUCUUAAUGCAAUGGAUGAUUUUAAUUCAAUAAUUAAAUCAGAACCAGAAAUAACAACAACAACAACAAUAGUUGAAAGAAAGUCAUUAUCAUCAUUAUCUAGAAGAAAUACACGAACAAAAAUCAAUGAAAAUUUACCAACAAGACAACAUAGUCUUCGAUCAUGUCGAACUGUUGAACCAUCAUAUAAACUAGUUCGAAAUCAAACAAAACGUAUGAAUUCAAGAACAUCAUUGAGUUCAAAUACAAUAUCAAAUAUGCCUAUGAUUACAUGUGCAAAUAUUUCAAUACAAAGAAAACUAUAUAAACAAAUACUUGUUGCAGAAUCAGAUGUUGCUGGUUAUGGAGCUUUUCUUGGUUCACCAAUUGCAUAUCCCGGUGAUUUAAUUGCAGAGUAUACUGGUGAAAUCAUAUCUGAAGAAGAAGCUGAUAGACGUGGUCGUCUCUAUGAUAAACAAGCGUGCUCUUAUUUGUUUAAUCUUGAUACACAACGCUGUGUUGAUGCUAGACAAUUUGGCAAUAAAAUUCGCUUUGCUAAUCAUUCAUCCAAACCAAAUUGUGUUCCAAAAAUAAAAUUAGUCAAUGGUGAUUAUCGUAUUGGUAUUUAUGCCAAACAAACCAUAUUUCAAGGUGAUGAAUUAUUUUUUGAAUAUAUGUAUGAUGCACAUCACCGACAACAAUUUGUUAAUAAUGAACGUAUUGAUGAAUUAGAACAAGAUGGUUUAACCAUUCUAAAGCGUUUUGGUGAAAAUUUUAUGCUUGUACGACCAUCACAUGAUUAA